AUGCUCUAUAACAUUGGAAAGCCACCUUACCCCGUCAUCGUACCCAUCCUGGAGCAGAUGUGUGGUCUUCAUUUCAGCCAGAGUGUCAUGAUGGUCGGACAAGCUGCUUGUGGAACAACUGUUUCUUCAGCCUGCACCCUUACUUCACGAGUUGUGUUUGGUUCAUGCCCAUGUCCCGGAACGGCUGCUAAACAGCCAUGUCCCGCAGCUUCUGUCCCUGCGCAUACAGAGUUCGCGCAUUCGCUGGGAUAUGGCCUUCACUCACUCAACGAUACGAAAUCUCAAACAUCUCAUACUGGAGAGCUGUCACGGUCGCGAUGGUCAACCUUUCCGAUGACGCUCCGAAAGCUCAUUGGGUCACUGACGCGAAUGCCUUUCCUCGAGGAACUCCGGCUGCCCAAUACUCGUUAUGUCUCAGAUGGUAACGAUGCAUCCUGCCGCGUCGUGACGCCGGAUCAUCUCAAGAUCCUAGAAUUAAAGGCAGGCGCCGAGGACACCUCUGCGUUGCUAUACCACCUUCGGGUUCCCCGUCGUACCGUGUUGGACAUUCAUGUUAUGGGUUCCUAUCCUCACACCCCUAUCCACGUCGAGUUACUUACGCGCCUCGAAACUCUCGUCACGGGUGCGUGGCAGGGAGCUCCAAUCCGCAGACUGGAUCACCACCGCACUUCUUUUGAUCGCACCGAAGUCGCUGCCUACGAUCAAGCAGGAACACCCGUCGUUCGUAUAGACUGCACCGUUCGGCCCGUGCAGGAUGUCCUUCGAGGGCUAUGGCUAGCCCAUGUUCAGGAACUAAACAUUGUGGGUGAAGGUCAUCGGAACCACCGAGGUCUUAGUGCUCGCUAUCUUGUUGAGGCCUGCGGCGCAGUGGAGAUUCUCAAUCUCCAGUCGGCAGACGCCUGCGCUGCAUUCCUGCCGUUCCUUGAUCCUCAGCCAGCGACUUCAACUGCGACCGCGAGCGAGGCACGGAUCCUUGCACCUGCGAACUGCGUUUUGCUUGGGUCGACCUCAAGCACCCACGAACGAGUCUCUGCGACAUCUUGGUCGCACGUUAUGAAGCAACGCAGCGCAUGCUAA
Messenger RNA from Punctularia strigosozonata HHB-11173 SS5, 1077 nucleotides. RefSeq lists its product as uncharacterized. NCBI's taxonomy places the organism in Eukaryota, Fungi, Basidiomycota, Agaricomycetes, Corticiales, Punctulariaceae. The coding region runs from base 1 to 1077 and encodes 358 amino acids. The record is from RefSeq and is a predicted model, not a curated record. The transcript is spliced from 2 exons.